Molecule: messenger RNA, 1797 nt
Organism: Puccinia graminis f. sp. tritici CRL 75-36-700-3
Lineage: Eukaryota; Fungi; Basidiomycota; Pucciniomycetes; Pucciniales; Pucciniaceae
Exons: 3
Coding region: 1-1695 (564 amino acids)
Source: RefSeq, a predicted model, not a curated record
AUGGAGCAAAGUACCGAUAUGGAGAAUACUUUGCAGAUCUCACCUUCAUCUUUGCUGGACCAAUCGCUGUCCCUAGAUCAAUCUUCGAUGUCGAUGGAUCAAUCUGAUAACUCAUUGCAGCUUAGCCUGUUGAAUGUCAAUCUUGGACGCUCUUCGAAUCCUGAUCAAGCCAAUCGUCAAGCAAACAACUCUACUGAACUAGACGAACUACCUCCUCCACCGGCUCCCAAACGUCGCCGCCGCACCCAGGACGAGAUGGAUGUUUUUCGUGCUGAGCAAGAGCAGGCUCGACUUUGUCGCAAGCAAGAACGUGAGAUGGCAAAACUCAUCAAAAAUCAAGAAAAGGAAGCCCAAAAGCAGGCAAGGGAAGCUGAAAAACAGGCAAAAGAAGCUGGAAAGAGAAAAGAAGCUGAUAAGAGAAGGAAAACACGAAGUGGAUCGAGAUCAACCAGAUUGAGUGGCUCGGAGGAUGCUGACUAUCGAGGCAAGCAAUUUGUGCAUAGCGACUUCGAGAACAUCUGUUCAUAUCUGGAGAACACUGAACAUUAUACCGACUUGUAUGGUGAUGGGUCAAAGACUGGGGUGGGAAUGACGAAAAUGACGAAAUCACAGGCUUUCGAUGUGUUUGCAGUGUGGAUGAAUAACACCAAUCCCGACUUGCUCCUCAAUGGCAGGAGAUUACAGCUUCGAAUCGAUCGAUACAAGAAGAAAUACUUAGAAGCUAAAUGGUUUGAGGAGAAUACCGGCGCUGGAAUCGAGAGUAGUGAAGGACCGCAAACACUUGCAGAGGCUCUAGAGAAGAUAUGUCCUUGUUUUGAUCGUAUUGACGCUAUCUUACAAGACAAAGCCAAUGUUGUUGCCAUGCUGGAAUUCGACCACUCACAACCGGGCCUUGAACUCCCUCCGAUUGACGAAGAAAGUGACGAGAGUCAAGAAGGUGAUCUCCCCACUGGGCAACAGCUUGAAACGGUUACCUCCUCAAUCAAUCGACUGGAAGAAACCGCUACGUCUGAGGCUCCUGAUCGUUUGGGCUUAGGGAGGGACCCUACCCAAGAGUCGUCAACCGACGAAUUCACCGAUUCGCUUCCAAACAGUACGCCGCUGAGCCUCUCAAUUCCUCUUGGAACGGCAACAAGAGAUCCCUCAACCCAUUCAGUUCAAGGAGAACCUCCUCGAUCAGCCAACAAUAGCUCAACCCAGCCAACAACACCGACUCCCAGUUGUGCCAAUGCGGGUGGGAGACAAUCAGCUCGUGGCCGUCAAACACCUCUUGGCAGGUGCGCCCAGUUGGCUUCGAUCUCGGCGAGUUCACCAUCUAACCCUCCUCAACAAGCGCCAAAGGUCUCGUUGGCGACUGCAUUCUCCAGCUCGGCCGACUCCAGAUUUGCGAUCAUCGAGCGUCAAAUAGAAUGGAAAGUCAAGCCUUCCGAGGCGCGGGAAAGUGGAGAAAAAGUAGACCGAAUGCACAAGGUUCUGAAAAGCUUACUGCGGGGAAUCCGGGCAUCGACGGACGCCGGGGAUCACGGCCGACUGCGGAACGGGGGUUCAGGGUAUACUGCGGAGGGGCUACAAGGAGCGGGGAGCACCGAGGGGCAGAAGCGGGGUUCGGAGCGGACCAGAGGCGGAAGCGGCGGUGGGAGACCUGCUCAGGAGCGGCCGGAGGAGUACCUGGACCGACAGACGUCGGAGGGGUGACAUGCGGAGUCCGAGGGGGUGACAGCGGAUGACAGCGCGGGAAGCAGGAAGGGACUGGAGUGUGGGAAACUGAGGAGGAGUGGGCUUCGAGGCAGAAGAGGG